CUUUCUUUGAGCACUACAGCAUACCAGACGUGCACGGUUCCACGUCUUGUGUCUGAUAUACCGAAGACAGUUCAUAAAAAGUACCAUAUCGAAAAUGAAAACCGGUAUCAGUUAAAUAAACACCGCAGGUGACUGAUAAUACAUCACGAACAAGACAGUGAAAGGAGCAACGGAAAUGGGAUUAAGGUAUCUCCAACACGUUGUCACGAGUUUUUUCUCCAAAUAUAAGAAGAGGUCAGGCGCCGGUGCGCACACUACGUAAGUUGACGCAGUCCUGCUGUGCAACUUUCUUCACCUCUUCUUACAAGACGUUCUUGAAGAGGAGCCUUAUCAGCUAACUGUCCCAAGUAGACAAUUUAGAGAUGGGCCUCAAAAGCUCUUCAGCGACCACUUUAUCUAAACUACGGAUCCAUCUCUGGGUGUCCACUUUGGCUCUUCUUGCCCCUGCCAUUGCUCUAGGAAAGCCCUACCAGCCCGUCGAUAUUUACCGCACGUGCAAGGUGACGCGGGACAGUACCUGGAAUGGCCUCAAAGUUGACUGCACGCAUAGGAACUUGUCUUCCUUUCCAACACUUCCUUCGAACACAACAACUGCAAUUUUAAAAGGGAACAUUUUCAAAAACCUGAAGAGGCAAUCUUUGGCUCAUUUAACUGAACUGCGGGUUUUAUGUCUACGUGAAUGUCAGAUAAAAAAGAUUGAUCAUGAUGCUUUUCAAUCACUUGGCCAGUUAAAUGAACUCAAUUUGGAAAGCAAUGGACUUAGGAACAUGUCAUCGGGACUUUUACGGCCUUUAAAACGUCUCAAGACAUUAUGUUUAUCUGGCAACAGGGACAUUCUUGGUAAUGUAUUUGAAGAUGCGCGGAGAAAGAUGUUUCAGGGGCUUGAAAGUCUCGAGAAUUUGCACUUGGCUAGCACAGCACUGACCGCUGUACCGAGUGGAAUGUUUUCGAAAAAUCAAAAUUUGUCACUAAUAAAUCUGUCAAACAAUAAGCUUAAGAGGAUCCCCGAAGACAUAACAGCCCUGCCGUAUUUAAAGGGAAUAGAACUAUCGGGCAAUCAAAUAUCAUCUUUGAGACUUGGAAAUCCAAUUAACUCUGCGAGUGAAUUACACGUGUGGCUAAAGAGCAACGCAAUUAGCAAAAUCACACGAGAAGACAUGAAAGCAUACAGUCGCAUACAUGGGCUAACACUGGACAUUCAAAGGAAUCACCUGACUCACGUGGCAACUGACACUUUUGCUGACUUCAAAUAUAUCUCUGGCUUAGUCUUAUCUGGUAACCCAAUUUGCAAGUCUGGCCGCCAUGGUUCAAAUUGUAUAGGGCUUCAAAACCUCACCAAAAGCUUGCAUUCCAUGUCAGUCAAUUCUUUAAAUCUCGAUAAAAUCGGAUUGAAUGUCUACAAUUUAACCGGUGACUAUUUUGUCCAUCUGAGUAAUUCUAACGUCACAGAGCUUAGUCUAAACGGGAACACAAUGACCGUAGUUCACCACACAGCCUUUCUGCCACUUAAACAUCUCAGGACAUUAAAUCUCGGCAAUUGUGACAUAGAGACAUUUCAACUGGUAAAUCUUGGCCAACUUCAGACAUUAAAACUUCCCAGUAACAAACUGCAAAGUUUUGAAAUAUUGUCAGAAAUUCUAGAAAAAUGCCUAAAACUGAGUGAGCUGGAUUUGUCGUCUACAUUUAAAGAAACAGGCGACGAGGACUGUGUUAUCAAGAACCAUGGUUCCCUACGGUCGUUGACUUUGUCUAGAAACAACCUGUGUAAAAGUAUCGUCCUGAGGAACAUGACAUCCCUUCAGACUGUGAAAAUGGCAAAUGUUACCGCAAAGAAGAGCUUCAACAUGGCUAAACAGCUACAUAUGAGUAUGUUGCCAAGUUUGACAACAUUUGAAUUUCAGAAUAACAGAGCUUAUCUCUCAAAAAAAGCUGACAUCUUUAAUAAUGUCCCGACGCUUACCGAGUUAUGCCUCGACAACAACCAGUUUUACAGAAUAUUAUCCAUAGAUCUUGAUAUUUUAAGAGAUCUCCUCAGACCCUUACGACACUUACGUUGCUUAUCACUGACUGCAAACAAACUGACAGAAUUGCCGCUUGGAAUGUUUGAUGGAUUGGCGAACCUUACCACACUUGACUUGAACCUCAACAGCCUUCGAUCGCUUCCCGUGGAGAUUUUUCGUCACCAAAGGCAAAUGACCGACCUUCAUUUGGAUCGCAAUUCUAUUUUUACGCUAAGUGGGCACAUGUUUGCAAACCUUACCGCUUUGAAAAACUUUAAUUAUGCGAGGAACAAGAUCAUUUGUGAUUGUAACAUUAGGUCAUUUCAGUCUUGGCUUGCCACCACAUCAGUCAAUGUACAGGGUCCCAGGGAACUUUGCUUUGGACCCGAAUGGGCACAAAAGACGCCAAUUAAAGAGUUUCGUCCUUCAUGGUUCGCUUGCGAUGACCACAGUGUGUAUUUGGCCGCCAUAUCGGGAGGAUGCGUGUUUUUUGUAAUUUUUCUCUCUGCUGUCCUCUAUAGCUUCCGCUGGGACAUCCUCUACAUUUACGCCAUCUACCGAGCAAGCGGUAAGAAAAGCAAAUUGGGAAGACGUGAGCCACAUAAGACUUAUGACGCCAUUGCAAUGUACUCUCCCACAAGCGUCACUUGGAUAAAGAAACACCUUAUACCAAACUUAGAAAGAGGCGAAGACAUCAGAUUUAAACUUUGCAUUAACGAUCGAGACUACAUCGUUGGUGAUCCCCUGGUGGAUAAUGUCGAAACGAACAUGGAAAAAAGCCGACGAAUCCUCUUUCUGCUUACGAGGGAGUACUUCGAAAGUCAGUUACACGAAACGGAGAUCAACCUAGCACAGGUCAAACUAUUUGACGGCUUUGUUGACAAAAUCAUUUUUGUCUUUUUGGAGGAGGUGCCUAAGACGACUUUUAAAGAGCCUCUGAAGACCAUGAUGCGUCACGGUAAUUGUCUACAUUGGCCCAGAAAAAAGCGCGUGCGUGAGCGAACCAUCUUUUGGAAGCGUCUCAAACUUGCUUUACUUGAGGCGAGAUACCCCGUGAGGCCAGGAGAGAAAACUCCCCUUUUAGUCAAUGAAAAUAAUUGA
This is a messenger RNA of Lingula anatina, 3101 nucleotides long. RefSeq lists its product as uncharacterized. NCBI's taxonomy places the organism in Eukaryota, Metazoa, Brachiopoda, Lingulata, Lingulida, Lingulidae. The record is from RefSeq and is a predicted model, not a curated record.